UCCGAAUCAUUGUUGCGCUACAAAAACACAAGAUGUCUUUUGCUUUUAUAGUGCCUCCAAUGGCUUCUCUCCUCACCAUCAAAUCACCAUCCUUCCAUUUCCAGGUAACUCAACUUUUGGUUUUGUUAAUCGUCCUCACACCGGCUCAAUCGAUUAGCCACUGUAGAACCUCAUGCGGAGGCGUUCCGAUACGCUACCCGUUCGGCGUGGACGAUGGCUGCGGCAGCCCCUAUUACCGCCGCCUCCUCGUUUGCUCCGAGACCGGCAAUUUGGAGCUCCGGACCCCUUCUGGCCGGUACCCGGUUCGCAACAUAAGCUACAACGAUCCACACAUCCUGUUGACUGACCCGUUCAUGUGGAACUGCCUGGACCGCGACAACUUCCGCCCCACGCGUGCGUUUAGCCUCGACACGAGCACGCAUCUGUCUCUCUCCCCGCAGAAUGAUUACCUGUUCUUCAACUGCAGCGAGGAGGAUGUCAUCAUCGAACCAAAGCCGAUGUUCUGCGAGCGGUACCCUGACCGGUGCGACUCGUCAUGCGACAGCUCGAGCUACCUGUGCCGUCACUUGCCGGAAUGCGCCUCGGCAUUGCGAUCGGGCUCUUGCUGCUCUUAUUAUCCAAAAGCCACCGAGUCACUUAGGCUCAUGCUCAAGUACUGUGCUAGCUACACUAGUGUGUACUGGAGGAACAUUGGAGCGGGUCCUUAUGAUGAGGUGGCGGAGUACGGUAUUAGAGUCGAUUUCGACAUUCCCGUGACAACUCGGUGCUUGACAUGCCAGGACAAUCUGAAGGGCGGCGGGAUUUGCGGGUUCGAUACACAAACAGAGAACUUUUUGUGCAUUUGUGAUGGUAGGAAUGAUACUGCUUCUUGUAAAGAUCGCGGCUUUUCGGGGCAUGGCAAGACUGCGGUAAUUGCAGGGACCGUAACUGCAGUUUCAGGAGCAGGAGCCAUAGGAAUUGGAGCUGGAAUUUGGUUCUGGAGGAAAGUGAGGGCAAAAGCACCGGUCACAUGUGGAGUCCAAACCAAUGACAACAGACUCUUUUAAUAACACUAAAGCAAAGUGAAGGCAGACAGACAUCUCCUCUCUCAUUUGCUUUUCUUGAUCCUAGAUUUAUGUUGGUCUUAUUCUCAUUCUUGAGUCCUCUCUGAUUCCAUUUACUUGCGACACACAAUACGGCGCUGUUGUCGGACC
Messenger RNA from Rhodamnia argentea, 1193 nucleotides. RefSeq lists its product as uncharacterized. The transcript is spliced from 3 exons. NCBI's taxonomy places the organism in Eukaryota, Viridiplantae, Streptophyta, Magnoliopsida, Myrtales, Myrtaceae. The record is from RefSeq and is a predicted model, not a curated record. Gene Ontology annotation, molecular function: polysaccharide binding. The coding region runs from base 33 to 1046 and encodes 337 amino acids.